AUGUUCAAUACUUCUCUGCGCCGGGUGGCGCGCUCCUGCACCAAUGCGCCGUCGGUACCCUCUCGCCCGUCCACUCCUACGAUAGCAUCCUUCACCUCUAAUGCUCACCAGCGGCGGCAUUCCUCUUCGAAGCCACCUGUACCGCCAAACAACGGUUCCUCGGCAAUCCCAGCAGCCUCUGUGAAACAAGUUGGCGCUCCCCGCUCAGAGUCGAAGCGCCCGGGUGCCGAGUCUCGUCUUUCGAAGAAGAGGUCGUCCAAAGACAGGGCAGACAGCAAGGAAACCCAGGAUGACUGGACUUCAAAAUUACCCGCGGUCCCUAGUCUGCAACACUUGAACCCCAAAGAUGUAUAUGUUGCCUCUUUCUUUUCGACCCAUCGACCCAUGUCAAUUACCGGACCUGUACCUCCUGAGGCAUCGAUAGAAGCGAUCGAUAAAAUCUUCCAACCAAAGCCAAAAUCCCGAUCACGCAAUACAUCUCAAGAUGUUAUCUACACCCUCGCUUCUGCAGUAGAGAACCUCGACGAUCAUAUUUCUCAAAAGCAGGUGGAUCAAGCCUCACACAAUACGGCCGAGCAGAAGGCGGCCCUGAUCAAAUCUCUCAUGCAGCGCAACGAGAGUCCCGCUGAUCCGAAUCGAACACAUCAUCUUGACGGUGCGCCUCAAACCAUCCAGAUUGCGGGUGGGAAUAUCAAAUUAGUCAUUCAAGAGAUGCAACGAAGGUUUCGCCCAUUCAAUGCUCCUCCCGUGCCUCGCCCCAUCAGUGACGCCGAGAUCAAUGCAAGCGAAGAGCAAUCUGCGAGACAGGCAGAAAAGGAGGAAGAAAUGCAAGCAAAAGCGCUGGAAGUGGACAUAGAACAAGAUCACAACGACCCCUACAUUCAGCAGGUGAUGAUCAACGUUCCUCAAAACUCGGCAGAGCUUCAAAACGGACGCUUUUUCACCAGCCGUGGCGCCCCUGUGGUGGAAAUUGAGCAUCCCGACGCCUCGUCCGCCCUGCCAGAGAUUGAACAACAAUUGCCGCUGGGACGAAGCAGAAUCAUCGGCCACCGAAGGCAGGUCGGGUCUAUUCCAGGCAGGCGAAGAGAAGGAAUGUAUGCGAUCAGCGUCAAGAGACAGAGGCGCCUGAAGAUGAAGAAGCAUAAGUACAAGAAGCUGAUGCGUAAGACAAGGAACUUGAGGAGGAAGUUGGGACAGAUAUAA
Molecule: messenger RNA, 1203 nt
Organism: Fonsecaea nubica
Lineage: Eukaryota; Fungi; Ascomycota; Eurotiomycetes; Chaetothyriales; Herpotrichiellaceae
Exons: 2
Coding region: 1-1203 (400 amino acids)
Biological process (GO): mRNA processing
Cellular component (GO): mitochondrion
Source: RefSeq, a predicted model, not a curated record